ACGACACCUCUUCACACUUACAAUGAAGUCGGCAUUUGCUCUUUCGAUGUUCCUCGCCAUCGUGGCUUCCGUCUCGGCUGGCGCUGUCGGCACCCCCACCAACGCUGAGCUUCUCAAGCGCGGCCUGCCGCCCCGUGCUCCUCGCAAGCUCUACGCCCCUACCCGUGUCUCCGCUGCCAAGAGGCAAUCUCCUUCGGGCGUCGUGACGGCCACGGCCGAUACAUGCACCACCGGUCAACUCCUUUGCUGCAACGAGCUUACUCCUGCUGAUAGCACUGAUGCUACCAAUGCUCUCGCGUCCAUCGACGUCACUUUGACGUCUUCCCAAGAUGUCGGCCUUGGGUGCACCGCGCUCACCACCGACGGUACUUGUGAUAACACUCCCGCGUGCUGUGACGGUACACUCGACGGAGUCGUUUCCAUCGGUUGCACCGCUGUCACGCUUGGAGGUUGAAAAUAGAUCAUACUUCCCUCCAUCACAUUGGAGGGGUAUAGAUUUCAUCCAAAUUCACGAUGAUACGUCUUUCCCCUCGAUAUUUGUAACACUAGCAGUUCACGCCUUUCGUGUAAUUAGUUGCUGUUCCCAAUGUCCCUUUCCUAAACCAUGCAGAACCAUCCAUCCCUUUUUCC
This is a messenger RNA of Punctularia strigosozonata HHB-11173 SS5, 630 nucleotides long. RefSeq lists its product as uncharacterized. Lineage: Eukaryota; Fungi; Basidiomycota; Agaricomycetes; Corticiales; Punctulariaceae. Gene Ontology annotation, cellular component: fungal-type cell wall. The record is from RefSeq and is a predicted model, not a curated record. Bases 23 to 454 code for a protein of 143 amino acids. The transcript has 4 exons. Gene Ontology annotation, molecular function: structural constituent of cell wall.